Molecule: messenger RNA, 1383 nt
Organism: Hypoxylon trugodes
Lineage: Eukaryota; Fungi; Ascomycota; Sordariomycetes; Xylariales; Hypoxylaceae
Product: glycosyl hydrolase
Exons: 2
Coding region: 558-1265 (235 amino acids)
Source: RefSeq, a predicted model, not a curated record
GCGUCGCGAGAGUGGUAGUUGUUACGACUGAAUUGAAAAUUAUGAAUGCCUUCUCUGUAACCUUCGUCACUGGUCGUUUGUGGGUCCAGCAUUUCCGGGUCGUUUUGAUCAUCUUUGUAAUAUGAAUCGUCAAGUGGGAUAACAUAAGGCGCGAAUAGUGAGCAACCGGCGCCUGCCAUGGUUCGGUUUUGUGGACGAUCUGAAUAUGAACGUCUUAGUGCUAGGGCGGGAUUACUUGCCCGGGCAAAAUAACGAGUUAUCCCGAGAUUUGACGAGAUCCUAACUAGAAAAAUCAUUGUUUAAGGGUUGGAAAAUGUCAACUUAUAUAUCGUUUUUACAGUAUUAAAUAAAUGCAUUAGAUUAUAUCGAUGAUGACUCACGCGGUAUGGAAAUAAUCCAUUUACGGCUUCAAGUUGCAGUUGGCUAUGGCUCUCUAGCCAAAUAACCCUGGACGAGGUCUAGCAUAGCCCCAUAUGCUACUGUAUGAAGGUAGUGCUGCAUCGCGUUGUUGUAAUCUGAUAUAGUAUCCUCUAUUAAAUACACUUCUAAUUUUUCUAAUGUUUUCUAAUGUUCAAGUAAACUCCUCUUUGACCAUGGAGUCCAGCAGAUUCGCCGUGUUUAUCUUCAGCAAGACGGCUGGCUAUAGGCAUGAAUCAAUUCCUGCGGGGAUAGAAGGUAUUCAACGGCUUGGGGACUCGUCUGGUGCAUUUACGGUCGACUCAUCAGAAGACGCAUCCCUAAUCAAUGCCAAAAACCUAUCGCGCUAUGCAGUCGUCAUAUUUCUACAGACCAGCGGCGACUUUCUCACAAGAGACCAAUUGGUUGGGCUACAGAGUUAUGUGCGCAGCGGCGGAGGAUUUGUUGGUAUUCACUGUGCUGCUUGUGGAAUGACGAGGGAGCCUUGGUAUAACGAACUUAUUGGCGCUGUCUUCACGGACCAUCCAGAGCCACAACGCGGGGUUCUGGCAGCCGAGAAUGAAGACCAUUUUAUCACUUCCAGCCUGCCAGCAAAGUGGGAAUGGUUUGAUGAAUGGUAUAACUUUGAUCGAAAUCCUCGCGCAGUAGUAACCGUGCUGUUAUCUAUUGAUGAGAAGACAUAUACAGGAGGCAAGCACAGCGAAGACCACCCUAUUGCCUGGUGUCGAGAAUUUGACGGUGGGCGCUCCUUUUACACGUCGCUGGGUCAUUUCGACGGUGCGUAUAGCGAUCAGAAAUUCAUGAGCCAUAUUUUGAAUGGGAUAUUGUGGGCAGCACAGAAGACAUAGCAUUGAUGUAAACAAAUUCCGAUAUCUAAGCUGACUGAUACUUCUGCUUGAUGAUUUGAAUAUAAAUUAUCAUGAUACUUGGCAAUGAACAUCACUAUUUCUACUGUUUUGAUUCCAG